UAUCGUCAUCGUCGUCGCACAAAGUCGCAAGCAAGCAAAGUGAAAACAGUCUGCGAGUGAGUUUGCGAUUGAUCGAUCACGUCAUUUUUCGCCGUGUUCGUGGUACACCAAGAAGUGUUGUGCAAAGCAAGUAGUGUAGAUCGGUUUGGAAUAAUUGCGUUUUAUUUUUGUAACAUCUUUAGUGAUUUGAUGUGCGGAAUGUGAAUGGUUGUAGCCGAAACGGAAAAAUUUUCACCUUCGACCCUGCGACGUCGUUUUGUGUCAUUUACAGCUUGUGGAAAACUACCGAGCGAGGAAAUACGAAAGCAAAGUGAUUAGGAAUAAGUAAAAAUAUUAGUAUCAAAUCGAAUACGACGAACAACCCGUAAAGUGGAAUAGAGAAAAGAGGUACUAGCUUCUCUGUCUAGCUAAUCGAAUCUUCUACCGAAAAUAAUUCCAUCAGCUCGCGUCAGCCUAUCCCGUUCUUUCGUAUAUUGUUUGUAUCUCGUACCCUUUCUCUUGUGUGUGUAUUCGUCUGUACCACCGAACAAGUAGGCAACAAUACAACGAAAAGUUUAAAGGUGUUCCGUUCUUGCAUGUGUGGUGUACGGUAUUAAAGUAAUGUGGUGUUUUUCAUGCGUCUCUGCUCCGACUAAUUCAGAACCAAUGGCAGCCAUCCGCAAGAAACUUGUGAUCGUCGGCGACGGUGCCUGCGGUAAGACGUGUUUGCUGAUCGUAUUCAGCAAGGAUCAGUUCCCGGAGGUUUACGUGCCGACCGUGUUCGAGAACUACGUGGCCGACAUCGAGGUGGACGGAAAACAGGUCGAGCUAGCGUUAUGGGAUACGGCAGGUCAGGAGGAUUACGACCGGCUCAGGCCGCUGAGCUAUCCAGACACCGACGUUAUACUGAUGUGCUUCUCCGUCGAUUCGCCCGAUUCGCUGGAAAAUAUACCCGAAAAAUGGACCCCCGAGGUCAAACAUUUUUGUCCAAACGUACCCAUUAUUUUAGUGGGCAACAAAAAAGAUCUCAGAAAUGAUCCCCACACAAUUAAGGAAUUGGCCAAAAUGAAACAGGAGCCAGUGAAGCCACAGGAAGGACGUGCAAUGGCCGAGAAAAUAAACGCAUUCGCUUAUUUGGAGUGUUCGGCCAAGUCGAAAGAGGGCGUACGCGAGGUGUUCGAAACUGCCACCAGGGCCGCGUUACAGGUCAAAAAGAAGAAGAAGAGUAAAUGUGUUUUGCUCUAAAAGAGCAAAAUGAGCGCUUACUGGAUGAGAAACAAGCAACAAAACAGCAUACACAAACACACGCAUACACGCCACACGUUUCGCGGAGAGGAUGAGAAGUGUUAGAGAAGCGCGCAGGAUAAGCAAACUGCUGGAAAAGGAAAACCAACUACUAAAAAACGAGUCUAUCUCUACCGUAUAAAAGUAACUACAAAAAAACACAACAUACACACUCUCAGUACGCCAGCGAAAGAAAACACGAGAAGAGUUAUAACGAGCAUCAUUUUUUUCCAAUUCAACUUGUCGAAAGUGAAAAAAAAACAAAAAACCCCGGUAUUCUUUCCUCUCCAAUCAUUUUUAUUACUUGUCGCGCGGGCAUCUAUUAGAUGUGUUUUUAUUACUAAUUAAUAAUGAUAAAACUCCUAUUAUUAUACUUUAGAAUAUAUGAAGCAAAGAUUAUUUGGAAGGAAGUGAAAACAUGUUGAAGAUAACAGUCUAAAUAAAAGGCUAGAUUUUUAAACAAACACACCAUCAGGUAUGUGAAAUGGUGGCGAAAUAUUAUACUAACACUUACUGAGAAAUAUGAGAAGCCGAAGAAAAAAUCGUCAAAAGCAGAACGGGCUUUUUUUCUGAACGUCCAAGUGAAAACCAACCAACCAACAAGCACCCGCAAAAGUUGACUGUCGCUCCGUUACACAAAGUUGUCUUUCGUUUGUCCGGGAGACUGUUCAACCUCGCGAGAGGUGGUCUGGUUCGAUACAUCGGAGAGGUCGUCAAGAAUUUGAUACCAAGCAUAAAUUCCUUGUGAACUGCACUAAUCCGAUGUCCGAUGUUCAGAAAAUGGCUCCUCGCCGAAAAUGUUCAACAAGGCAAGAACCAGUCACACAAAACCGCCGGUAGCAACUAAUAGUUCGGUCAGCGGGUAAUCCCGAGCAAGUGAAUACAUAUGCUGGAAACACUCGAACACCUUGUGCUAGAGAAAUGAGAAACUGCCAACUGGACUGGUAUUAGCAUACAACACAAUUACCAUCGCCUUUGGAUACUAUCGAAUCCACCGCUACCAGGCCUCCCUUUUACGGGUCAUUGUACACCUUGCCUCUCCACCCUUUGAAGGCAACUUUCUUUCUCCUGAUUUGAAGAAAAAUUAAAAAUAAAAAUUUCACCAAAAGUGAAUGUACGAAGUACGAUCGAGUGUUUUACACUGGGAAUUUACUUAGUAUUUGUAACAUAUAGGGAAAGAUAACACACUUUUGACAACCCAAAUUGUACUCUGUAAGCUCUUUGUAUUUUAAAGUAUGCACAAAUCUACAUUGAAUAUUUGAAUAAUCAAAUCACUAUAAACAAAUGUAUCUAGCUUGUUUAGGUUUGCAUUUAUUGCGAUUAGCUGCACCUGUUGUUUUAUGGUGUCGAAUUUUGAAGCAAUUUUCUAGCUCAAUGAGCACUUUUUGCCACACACCGCGGAAACAGCAUCUUAAGAUAGCGUGUAUGUGCUUGUGUUUACCUCAGAAAGAUAAAAGAAAACUAAUUUUCUCGUCUUACUGCUGGGAAAAAAACUGAACCAUAAAUGUGAGAAAAAAGUGCUGAACAUAUUAUAAAAUCUAGAAUUAACUAAUCGUAUGCUGAGUGAAAUAGAUCAGCAAUUUAAUCAUUUUAUGCCGCAGUGAUUUAAAUUUUUGGUAGCUUCGUAUCAUGAGGCGAAAUUUGUGUUGAAAAUCGUUUCAGAACAGAAGUCAUACUAAGCUGAUAUGCACUUGCAAUUAUUUUUCGGAUUGUUGACUCAUGCACAACUAAUUAUUUCCCGAUUUUAAUGAAUGGAACGAGAAAGUAAGAAUAAAAAUCAAUCGUGCUUAGAAUAAUCAAUUGUAAUUUAAUUAUUUUAUGAGAGCUAGCAAAGUAUCGCAUAUUAAUCCAACAUAUUUACGGACCCAAACCUGUAACCUGAAAAGGAACAACAAUAUUUCCAGAUUAUAACGAAAACACCCCCACGAAAACCAAACUCCCAACGGUAGGUAAACUCCUCACCAAAUAACAUAGCAGCAUACACAUACACUCACUGGGGGAUCUUACUAUUACUAACUAACACAUGCUACAUACACAUACAUCUAGAGACUUCAAAUAGGUAAAAGUAAUCAAUUGAAAUUUGAAUGAAAGGAAGCCACUUUUUCAUUUUAAAGCUAUCAUUCGUAUAAGAAGUAAAACUUAUAUGUAAUACUGAUUAGUUAAAUAAUCGAGCAGGCAAAGGAAGUAAACAAAAAAAAGAUGUUUUUAAAACUUUUAUUGAUUAUAAAUAAACAGAAAAAACUUAUGUUUUCAGAAA
Topomyia yanbarensis is the source of this 3520-nucleotide messenger RNA. It is a transcript of the gene Rho1, whose product is annotated as ras-like GTP-binding protein Rho1. Gene Ontology annotation, biological process: small GTPase-mediated signal transduction; cell migration. The transcript is spliced from 7 exons. Lineage: Eukaryota; Metazoa; Arthropoda; Insecta; Diptera; Culicidae. Gene Ontology annotation, molecular function: GTP binding; GTPase activity. The coding region runs from base 601 to 1224 and encodes 207 amino acids. The record is from RefSeq and is a predicted model, not a curated record.